AUGGACCCCGCUUUCGCUCAGGGACUUCACGAUUUGUUACUUCAAUCUACAUCUAAUGAUACAAAUCUACUUAAAGCUGCCACAGCUCAAUUAAACCAAGAAUACUAUAAAAAUCCAUCAUGCAUUCCUGCUUUGGCCAGUAUUUUGGCCAGUUCUCCGGAAAUUCCAGUCCGUCAACUUGCAGCCGUAGAAAUGCGCAAAAGGGUGGCACAUAAUAGCGGAAAUCUAUGGACGCUCAUCACUCAAGAUGAACGGGGCCAGAUUAAAGAGAAGCUUCCUGAGAUCAUCCUGGCCGAGCCCAAUAACCUAGUACGCCAUUCCGCUGCACGUGUCAUUGCAGCCAUUGCAGCCAUCGAAACACCCCAUGGAACAUGGCCUCAACUUCUCCCCUUCCUACACCAGACAUGUGUUUCCCCACAGGUCGCCCAUCGCGAAGUUGGAAGCUUCAUCCUUUUCACCGUCCUCGAGAACAUCGUCGAAGGCUUCCAAGAGCAUCUGCAAAGUUUCUUCAAGCUCUUCGAGCAACUUCUCUCCGAUCCAGAAAGUAUUGAGGUUCGGAUUACAACUGUCCGAUCUUUGGGUGUUCUUGCACAGUAUCUCGACAUCGAUAGCAAAAAUGAAAUCCGAUCAUUCCAAGCGCUUUUGCCCGCCAUGAUCCAAGUCAUCGGCCAGUGCGUUGAAACCGGCAACGAAAAUGGCGCUCGCCCGCUGUUCGAUGUACUCGAGACUCUGCUGAUCUUGGAGAUUCCUCUUCUCGGAAAGCACAUCCCUCAACUUGCUGAGUUCUUGCUCCAAUGUGGUGGGAACCGUGCGUUCGAUGGCGACCUUCGCGUUCUUGCACUCAAUGCACUCAACUGGACGAUCCAGUACAAAAAAUCCAAAAUCCAGAGCCAAAAUUUGGCAGCUGCCAUCCUUGAAGGCCUCAUGCCUAUUGCUGCAGAGGAGGAACCAGUUGACAUCGACGAUGACGCUCCAUCACGGUCCGCCCUUCGCAUCAUCGACAGCCUGGCUACCAACCUCCCCCCUUCUCAAGUAUUCCCCGCUUUAAGGACUUUGAUCAGCCGAUAUUUCUCCUCACCAGACCCCAAUCUCCGCCGUGCUGCCAUGCUUGCGCUCGGCGUAUCUGUGGAAGGUUGCAGCGAGUACAUGACUCCUUUGAUGACCGAAGUCUGGCCUGUUAUCGAGGCCGGCCUUCAAGACGGUGAUGCGAGUGUGCGCAAGGCCACUUGCGUCGCGGUCAGUUGUCUAUGCGAAUGGCUGGAGGAAGAAUGCGUAACCAAGCACUCAGUUUUGAUUCCCGCUAUCAUGAACUUGAUCAACGACCCAGAAACUCAACGACCUGCAUGUACCGCUCUGGAUGCCAUGUUGGAAAUUCUCCACGAUGUCAUCGACCAAUACCUUCAGCUUAUUAUGGAACGCCUCGCUGGCCUCCUCGACACAGCACCAAUCCCCGUCAAGUCUGUGGUUACGGGCGCCAUCGGCAGCGCCGCUCACGCUUCGAAGGAGCGAUUCCUGCCGUACUUCGAGCCCACCAUGUCUCGUCUCCAACACUUUUUGGUCCUGACCGGUGAGGGCGAGGAGACCGAGCUCCGUGGCAUCACUAUGGACGCCAUCGGCACUAUCUCUGAGGCUGUCGGGAAGGACGUAUUCCGACCAUUCUUCCCUAACAUGAUGACACAAGCGUUCCAGGGUAUCGAGAUGGGCAGUGCGCGACUGAGGGAAUGCAGCUUCCUGUUCUUUGGGGUCAUGGCUGGAGUAUUUGGCGAGGAGUUUGCACCGUAUCUCCCGAGCGUUGUUCCUCCCUUGUUGGCUAGCUGCAAGCAAACCGAGCAAGGAGAGGAAAAUCUUACCAUGACCGUCCAAGAAGCCUCCUCUGCUUUCGCCUCUGGGUCUUCUCCUUCGAAUGCCAUCAAUGUUAUGGACGAUGAAAACGGCAAUGCUUCUAUCGAGCUCGAGGAUGUUGACGUGGACAAGAUGAUCGACGUCAACAGUGCCAUUGCUGUCGAGAAAGAGAUUGCUGCUGAUACUAUCGGAACGCUCUUUGCCGCCACCGGGAACCAUUUCCUUCCCUACGUCGAGCAAUGCACCAUCGAGCUCGUGUCCCUCUUGAGUCAUUACUACGAAGGCAUAAGGAAGAGUGCGACCGAUUCGCUUCUCCAAAUCGCACGCACAUUCUAUGAGCUCAGCAAUCAUCAAGAAUGGCAGCCUGGUAUUCCUGUUGUUGUUCCGGUGGACACCACGGUCAAGACACUCAUUGGCCACAUCAUGAUGCCCCUCCUGGAGAUGAAUGAAUCAGAAGAUAACAAGUCCGUCGUCUCGGCCCUCUGCGUCGGCCUUGCCGAAACGCUGAACAAAAUUGGCCCCGCUUUUGUCGAAGGCCAUCUGGACGAAGUCUGCAACAUCGCCGUCCAGGUUCUCGAGCAGAAAGCGUUCUGCCAACAGGAUCCCGACCAAGAUGCCGAAGAGGAAGCCCCCGAAGAUCAAGCCGAGUACGACUCUGUCCUCAUCUCCUCUGCUGGGGAUCUCGUAUCCGCUUUGGCAAACACUAUCGGCCCCAACUUCUCUCAGGCGUUCGGCACAUUCUUCCCCCUGAUUUCCAAGUACUACAAGAAGAGCCGUUCGCUCAGCGACCGCUCCGCCUCCAUUGGCUGCUUGGCCGAGAUUGUUUCCGGAAUGAAGGGUGCCAUAACACCAUUCACUGAGCCGCUGUUGGAACUAUUCUUUAAAGCCCUUAAUGAUCCCGACCCAGAAGUUCUUAGCAACGCGGCAUUUGCGAUCGGUCUCCUUGUCGAAAAUACGGAUGUGGACCUCUCCCCCCACUUCAUAAACAUCCUCAGCUCACUUCGGCCUCUGUUCGUCGUCCAGCCGGAUUCGCCCUCGGUCCGGUUCAAUGCCCGCGAUAACGCUGCAGGCGCAGUCAGCAGGAUGAUCGUCCGCAACACCGCUGCCGUCCCUCUAGACCAGGUGCUCCCCGUGUUCAUCGACUCCCUGCCCCUCCAACACGACUACCUCGAGAACCAGCCCGUGUUCCGGGGCAUCUUCCAUCUCUUCAACACGAACUCCCAGGUCCUCUUGCCGUUCAUGGAGAAACUGCUCCAGGUCUUCGCCCAUGUGCUAGACCCAAGCGGCCCGGAUCAGGUUGGUGAUGAUAUCAGAGCAGACCUCAUCAAGCUCCUGGGGGCGUUGCACAGCGAGAUGCCUGCACAGGUGCAAGCCGCCGGUUUGUUGCCUUUCGUUCCAACCGCCUAA
Molecule: messenger RNA, 3249 nt
Organism: Pleurotus ostreatus (oyster mushroom)
Lineage: Eukaryota; Fungi; Basidiomycota; Agaricomycetes; Agaricales; Pleurotaceae
Exons: 15
Coding region: 1-3249 (1082 amino acids)
Biological process (GO): protein import into nucleus
Cellular component (GO): nucleus; cytoplasm
Molecular function (GO): nuclear import signal receptor activity; small GTPase binding
Source: RefSeq, a predicted model, not a curated record